Messenger RNA from Ochotona curzoniae (black-lipped pika), 1672 nucleotides. It is a transcript of the gene EVA1A, whose product is annotated as eva-1 homolog A, regulator of programmed cell death. The transcript has 3 exons. NCBI's taxonomy places the organism in Eukaryota, Metazoa, Chordata, Mammalia, Lagomorpha, Ochotonidae. The coding region runs from base 491 to 964 and encodes 157 amino acids. The record is from RefSeq and is a predicted model, not a curated record.
AGUAGUCUGUAGGCUUUGGCUGUUGGGAGGAAAGAGGAAGCAGAUGUCUUUGAUCUUUUCCCUCUCACUGUCUUUCUGUUAUGACCUUGGGAAGUGGUUUUUUUUUAGUAUUGUCUGGUCUGAAUUCCAGAUCAAACUGGCAAUGGGCUUUCUGGCCUUGGGGAGUGCUGUUUGUUUAAAGAUACACACACACACUACUGAGACUUCUCUGUUGGGUUCCUGGUGACGCCUGAUCCAAGAGAUGUUGUGGUUUCCCAGGUAUGUGAUACUUUUCUCCUGCUGCUGUUUUCCUUUAGAAUCUGAGAAGCCAGCUGGGGCAAGCCAAGCUUUAGAACCUCUACUGCAUGAAACCAGCAUCUCCAGGAAUGAACUCUUCCUGCCAGAUACUGCUCUGCUCCUGACAGCACGCUUCUCCACAGAAGAGAAGAGGGGGAGAGAGCCGCACUGAUUCAGCCUGAGCACCUCGGAGAGGCUUCCUCUGGAUGCUCCAAUGAAGCUGCCCUUCACCCCCAGCAUGGAGCCGGCCACCUCGGAGCACAUGGAGAUGGCUCUGCUCAGCAACAUCCUGGCUACCUACUCGUUUGUCUCAGAAAACCCUGAGCGUGCCGCACUAUACUUCGUCUCGGGCGUGUGCAUCGGGCUGGUCCUGACCCUGGCUGCCCUGGUGAUGCGAAUCUCCUGCCACACAGACUGCCGGCCGCGCCGCCAGAGGAAGUUCCUGCAGGACCGAGAGAGCAGCUGUGACAGCAGCGACAGCGAGGACGGCAGCGAGGACACAGCGUCCGACCUCUCGGUGCGCAGACACCGUCGCUUCGAGAGGACGUUGAACAAGAACGUGUUCACCUCGGCCGAGGAGCUGGAGCGGGCGCAGCGGCUGGAGGAGCGCGAGCGCAUCAUCCGCGAGAUCUGGAUGAAUGGGCAGCCGGAGGCCCCCGGCGCCCGCAGCCUGAACCGCUACUACUAGGGUGUGGCAAGGCCCAAGAAGCCGGUGCGCACCCACCUGUUUCCUAGUCUGGAGGACAGAUUUUUCUUAAGAACUCAGUCUCCCACGAAGGAGAAUAAAGAAAAUUAUAGGGACCUCAACCUUUCCAGGUGUCGGAAUGGUGCUGAAAAUCCCUUGUCCAACCUUGUGGAUGGAGGAGAUGCGGGCUCUGGGUCUCUGAGGUUCUCAGAGGUUUCUGCAAACCUUAUCACUGCCUGUUACCUCCUUUACAAAAGGAAAGGCAGCUGUGAUGCAAACGCUGGGAGGAGCAGGGCAGGCAUUACUCUGGAAAAGCGGUUUUGCUAAGCAUCUUCUCACUGUGUAGGCGACUCUGACUCAGCGGGCUCUGUGCUUCUUAUUUAAGGCUGGUGUUGUAAAUCCCAUGUUGCAAUGGCAACUUCUCCAUUUUAAACUGGCACCUCAGGGAUUAAAAUCCUAUUUUUUUUAGUAUAUUUCCCACCUCAUUCGUGAAAAUGAAUAAAGUUAUUGUAUUGUGGGAGAUGUGUCAGUGAACUAGGAAUAAUAUUGGUAACCUCAAAGGAUGAAGGGUUUUUAUUUUAUAUAGUUUAUAAAAAUAUAUAUUGACAUGCAUGUUUAAAUUGCUGCAUAAAAAUUAAACAUGUCUUGUCUCCCCACCUCAACUUAGAAGAAAUGGCUUCAUGCUCCAGAUGUUCAUGAUUAUAAAUACUU